AUGCGUCCGUCAACCUGGUCCUUUGUGCUGAUGGCCGCCGGGUCCUGCGUGGCUCAGGGUGAUCUCGCCGCGCUCCUCGCCUCCCAAGACGACCUCAGCACGCUCCUCGAGCUCGUCGGUCUCGUGGACGGCCUUGCGGACACCCUGUCCUCGGCUACGAACAUCACCAUCCUGGCGCCGACGAACGAAGCCUUCGCCAACGUGCCGCGGGACAUCCCGGAAGGCCAGGCCAUCGAGCUCCGCAACGACACCGUCGCGAUCGGUGCGCUCCUUGCGAACCACGUCUUCCGAGGGGCUUACCCGUCCAGCGUCAUCACCGACGUCCCCACGUUUGCCCAGACUUUGCUGGACGACUCGUACAUCACUGCUCAGCAGCCGUUCUCUAAUUUCACCGGUGGAGCGUACAACGGACUCGUGAGGAACGGGCAGGACGUGUGCAUCCUGUCCGGGGAGCAGACCAUUUCCACCGUCACCGAAGCUGACAUAACUCUGGGUGGCAUCACAAUCCACAAGGUCGACACGGUACUCUCCUUCGGGGCGCCGUUCCAGCUCUUCACCUUCCGAGCGGGCUACCUCGCCAUGAACGCCGCGCUGGAGGCCACCCAACUCAACUUCGCGUUCGGCGAGACCGGGGCCGACGUCCAGGGCCUCAACAUCUCGGACUACACCAUCUUUGUGCCCACGGACGCGGCCUUCCAGUCGAUCGGCUCGGUACUCGAGUCGGCGGACGUCGAGACGCUCCGGGAGGUCCUGCGCUACCACAUCAUCCCCAACAACGUCAUCUUCUCGCCGUCCCUGGGCAACGUCACGGUCCCGACCCUCCAAGGCGCCAACCUGACCUUCACCGUGCUGCCGGACGGUUCCGCCUGGGUGAACAACGCGAGGAUCACGUUCCCAAACACCAUUCUGUACAACGGUGUCGCCCAUGUGAUUGACAGGUUCGUACGCACGACGGGCGGCCGACAUCGUCUCAGAGGAACACCCAUGCUGACCUAG
Colletotrichum higginsianum IMI 349063 is the source of this 996-nucleotide messenger RNA. Its product is annotated as Beta-Ig-H3/fasciclin. Gene Ontology annotation, biological process: cell adhesion; extracellular matrix organization. NCBI's taxonomy places the organism in Eukaryota, Fungi, Ascomycota, Sordariomycetes, Glomerellales, Glomerellaceae. The transcript is spliced from 2 exons. Gene Ontology annotation, cellular component: extracellular matrix. The record is from RefSeq and is a predicted model, not a curated record. Gene Ontology annotation, molecular function: cell adhesion molecule binding. The coding region runs from base 1 to 996 and encodes 331 amino acids.